GACUGGCUAGCUUGUUGGUAAAGUCUUGCUGUUUGCGUAGGAUGACUUGCUUGUUUAUGCAUGGAAGAGUUGAGGUUUCAAUAUCAAUAUUACGAUCAGUUGCAUGCAGUGCAAGAAUGCUAUAACUGGGAGAGAGGUCGCCAGCUACUCUAUGGGGGUCCAAUACACACGGUCUGCGUGCAAACCUAGACUAUGCUAAUAUUAUUGCACGGUCUACGAGAGCGCUCAUUGGGUAGGAGCCAUGCACGUCCCAGUAAGUAAGAUUUACGUGUAGAGCUGCUGUAAAUUUUCUAGUAAACCUCUAGAGAUGAGCCGAUGCAAGAACAACCAGAAUUGGUUCACUGCUCUUGUCGUUGUCAUUGUUGUUGUUGCUGUUGCUAUCGCCACCGUGCCGUUCAUCGUAAAGAGCCUACAUUCGAGUGAGAAAGGACCAGACAGUGUUCACGUUGCCCUACAAGACAACAGCUCGCUGAUAUGCGACAUGCAAGAUCCAGAACUGCUGCAAUCUAAUGUUGGGUUCUACGCUGUAAAACACGACGGUCUAUAUUUGUCUGCCUGUCUAGCUUACCUUCCAUGGAUCAAUGAUUCUAGUCAUUCUAGCCAGCAGAAAAGCAAUAAUUUCAGUGAAAUCAUAGCUGUGACAGUUGACAAUGGGUGUGAUUUUCACAAAACUGAGAUUGACUUGAAACGUUUAUCUACUCUAAUUCGUUCGCUCAAUGCAAGCUGUUCCUCUGUUGCUCUUCCGUUCAUUUGCGGUUAUUUCUACAGACCGUUCGGAAACGUUUCGUACUGCGAACUUUAUUGGCCAACAAGAGAUCAAUGUUUAGCAGUCGAAUUAGUGCACUGUCAGUCAGAAUGGAAAUUUGUGGAGAGUGUUCUCCAGUCACGUGACUACUGUAUACAAUUUCCUGACUGCAAACAACUUCUGACUCGACAGAAGCUAAGUAACAGAAUUGCUACCUUGUCGUCAGCUACAAAUGAAUCACAAUACAAAACAUUGUUUGUCUUAAUCGUUCAUUUUGUGGGCCGUCGUGCUGCUUAUUGUUCGAGCAACGAUUUGUUCAGUUCUUGGCUCCAUCCAACACAAUUCUGUGUUGUACAAGGUGCUGUGUUCCACUUCAGUUAUCUAGUGUGUAUAAUGUUACUUUCUAUGUCCAUCUUUAACUUCACGAUAGCUAUUUAUGAAGUGAGGAGACCAGAAGUAGAAGGUAUUCUCAAACGUCUCUCCAAACAGCUUUUGGCUGUUGAGAUUACUUUGGCUAUUGGCAUUGCUGCAGCAAUUGUGUCUGCUGUUCUUCUCACUGCGUCUUAUCAAACUGAUCCUCUUGUUUCACUUAUGUGCUUACCAAAAACUACAACAGCGUUUACUUGCUCCUUCACUGUGCCAACUUUGAUUGCAGGAGUCAUUGCAUUUACUAUGAUAUUACUGAUCAUAAAACGCAUGAGAAAGUCUUCUCAAUUUCAAGCAAAGCAAGGCGCAAUAAAUAAAAAUACCAAGAUUGCAGGAGUCAUCAUAACCCGUCAAUUUUUGGUUCUCAUCGCCGUUGGUCCACUCGUAUUUACAACAAUAUUUACAACGUUUGAGGUUUACCCCCAAUUCUGGUCAGAUGAAUUUACUAAAAAUACCACGAACUACAUCAUAUGUCAACAGACUAAUAGUAGCAGUGACUGCAUUUCGUUUGUUGAUGAGACUGGCUUCAUUGUAUUUCAUUUCAUCAUUACAGUUUGUCUUGCAGUCUUCACUGUUUUACUGAUGAUCUAUAGCCUAGUACCAGCACCAGCUAGAAAAUUGUGGUCUAAUCACUUUAAAUCGUUAAAGAAAUGUGGUAGUUGGAAAGUGAUGCGUAAAAAGAACGACGAAAAUGGGGAAAGACUGAUGGAGGAAGUGUGCAACAUGGGCGUCUCUAGAAAAACUCAAACGAAACAAAAAUGUGAAAGGAAUGCGGUCAGUAAGAGCAUCGAUGAUGGAAAAGAAAUCAAAAUUCUAGAUUCUUGUCACGCUUACAAUGAAGAGAUUAGUGGACGUGCAACGGAUAUCAACCAUACUCACUGUCUGUCACAUCCUGCAGUCGUUUGCGAUACCGCCGUCGAUAUCCACAUUCAAACAAGAGUCGACAAGGGACCGUCACUAAAGAGAGCAGUGUCACUCAUAGAAUUACGGAGGAGGGUAGAUCCUGUCGAAGGAAAAGUUGUGAAAGCUCUAACCGUAUGUCAAGAACUACAGAGAACUUCUUCUCUUCAGGAACUGGUACGUUACUCACAAUUAAAUUGAAAGCUAAGACACCGAUUAUUUCAGGGCUGCAUGCAGUAAAUUGACAGUAGUCGAACGCCAUGAGAAUGCUUACUAUAGACUUUGCUUGUUAGAUAAGUAGCUUUAUAGUUAGCAAAGUAGCUUUAGAUGCUAACGAAAAGUAGAAUUUUGUUAUAUUGUAGAA
Corticium candelabrum is the source of this 2435-nucleotide messenger RNA. RefSeq lists its product as uncharacterized. The record is from RefSeq and is a predicted model, not a curated record. The coding region runs from base 308 to 2272 and encodes 654 amino acids. Gene Ontology annotation, molecular function: protein binding. The transcript has 6 exons. Lineage: Eukaryota; Metazoa; Porifera; Homoscleromorpha; Homosclerophorida; Plakinidae.